AUGUGCCCCGCCGAGUCUGGUUCUCUUGGCCUGGUCCUGCUUGCCCACACCGCCCGCUGCAUCAUCACGAUUUCCUUCUUCUGCAUCGAAUUGGCGUACGCCAACCUCCGCCUCUUUUCUCUUUGGUUUCAUUCUUGUUUUCUUGCGGCCACUCUCGUCUUCCACUCAUUCACUCAAUCGACCCUCAUCAUUGUCACCUCUUCAAAGUACGGCAUCGUCGCCUGGCAAGUGACUCUCACCGUCCUCUUGUGGGCAAUCCCCUAUCUCGUUUUCCUCAACUGUACCCUGUUCCUUGCGGCACUUGUCAUUCUAUUGGAAAAAUGCGAGACCGUCUAUCUGCAUCUUCGUUCCUCCCGCUUCGGAGCCGCAAUUCGCGAGUACCAAAGCAGACCACCUCGCGCCCGACUAUCUCAGGACCAGUUGGGCCCGUCCAGCGCAGCAACGGGCCGGACCUUGAGCGUGCCGAAGCAAUCACCGUUGUUUCCAGCAUCAACGACACCGAGAAGGAAUGUUCAGACAUCUCACCAUCGACUUCAGAGACAGAUUUGGGAAUUCAUCAUUCAGAUCUUGGCCCGAACCGACACAGCAGUCAUCUCAAGAGUUCCCAAGCAGUCAAAGGUUACGAAGCCCUCGAAGGCGUCAAUACUGGCCAUCGACCAUCCCAAGGAUCAUCCCAACCAUCUCUUCAGCAGCAAGGAGUCCUAUCCAGUCGCCAAAGCUACCAACCAUAUCUCAGUUCUGAAAGACAGGCUGCUGUCAAAAAUCGUCGAGUGUUGGGAGAGGUUUCCCACACCAACGCUGACAUUGCGCGCCCUUCAUCUCUCGAUGAAGCCGGCCUUGUGCAGUGCGGAGGAAUCCAGUCCCAAGAGAACCAGCCCUUGCUGCCUUCAGAAUCUGGAGCCCGGCACAGGGCGAGAUAUAAUGGAGCUCGACGACUCUCAGCCAGCUUCACCACAGGGGGACCUUUAUCCGCCUCACGAAUCGCUGUCGUCCGAAAAUACAAUAGUCGCGGGAGAGACGGUUGUUAGCUCCAGCGGGAGCAGCCCCAUACACGAAAUUUCUCAGCAGCAAUCUCGGCUGCACCCCAGACCCCCAAGCCGAGGCGGAAUAGAGAAGAAGCGACUCCCCAAGUCUCGCACUUUCACAUUGUUAUCGAACCUCACAGCCUCUCUCUCCAGGACAUCUCUGGCCAGCUUCACCGGAAGUGACCGCAUGGCCUCUCUGCAGACGACGGCGUCUCGCAAGACCAGCAGCUCUUCGACUCUUGCAACUCCCAUGCCUACCAGAACCCCUACACCCGUUACUCCUGAAGUCAACCCCCUCAUCAUUACGACGGCGCAGCCAUCAGCUUAUUGGUCGGGUCGUUUCAUGUCAUUACAGGAUCGUUUCCAAGGCGAAUCUCUCCAAGAGCAGACACUGUCGAUAUUUGUCACAGCCCAUGCCUCCAAGGCCAGUAUUCUUGCGCAACAGCGUGCUGCCUACCAAGGCCGUGGCAAUCUUCCCCUGAGCACGACCACAGCCCUCGAUCGCUACGGCACUGCCGCUAUCCAAGAAGCUAAGCGACUUUCGGACGAAGACAAUCGGAGUCUGCGCGUCUUCCUGCACCUCGAAGCACUCUGCGGUACACCCGAGGCUCAGAAAAGCUUACACGCCUGGCAGGAGGCAUAUGCCCGGAGGAUGGGACGGAGUGUACUUCUGCCUGAAGGCACAAACCCGGAUAAGGGAUUCGUUGCGCGGCUCUUUAGCGGAAGCGGAAGACGGAGUUUCGGCGGCCCCCAGGUAGGAAAGGAGACUGGCAAGGGCAAGCAGUCGAGUGCCAUGCGAGCAAGUAUUAUGUGA
Colletotrichum orchidophilum is the source of this 1839-nucleotide messenger RNA. RefSeq lists its product as uncharacterized. Bases 1 to 1839 code for a protein of 612 amino acids. The transcript has 2 exons. The record is from RefSeq and is a predicted model, not a curated record. NCBI's taxonomy places the organism in Eukaryota, Fungi, Ascomycota, Sordariomycetes, Glomerellales, Glomerellaceae.